Molecule: messenger RNA, 840 nt
Organism: Chroicocephalus ridibundus (black-headed gull)
Lineage: Eukaryota; Metazoa; Chordata; Aves; Charadriiformes; Laridae
Product: fibrinogen-like protein 1-like protein
Exons: 4
Coding region: 1-840 (279 amino acids)
Source: RefSeq, a predicted model, not a curated record
AUGGCUGGUCAUCACUCCAAUCUUCUGUUCUUUACCUCCGUGCUGGCCCUGCUAGCCUCUCUUCUUGCUGUGAGAAUUGAAAACCUGGAAAGAUUACAAGCAAGUUUAGAUGACAUCAAUAAUCUCCAUUCAGGUAACCUCCGUCCCGAUGAAGAGGGAGAGAACAUGCAGCAGAACAGAGGCAGCGGCACUCAGCGGACGGCGCAGCGCAAUUGGCCCAAGGACUGCAGCGAGGUCUCUGCUGGCAGCCCCAGUGGCGUCUACGUCAUCCAGCCCAUCGGCCUGCAGCCCAUCGUGGUGUACUGCGAAAUGAAUGUGGCGGGCGGGGGCUGGACAGUCAUCCAGAGGAACCGUCACAGCACGGAGAUCACCUGGGCUGAGUCCUGGAGCACCUACAAGUACGGCUUUGGGAACGUGCGCACCGAGUACUGGCUGGGCACCGAGUACAUCCAUCAGAUCUCCAGGCAGAAGGUCUACCAGGUCAGGUUUGUCAUCUGGGAUGCCACAAACACCAUGAAGUUUGCAGACUACAGCCUCUUCAGCCUGGAAGAUGAGUCCCGCGGCUACCGGCUGAGGCUGGGAACAUACUCGGGUUCAGCAGGGGACUCCAUGACCACAAACAGUGCUUCCACCAUCCACGACAACAUGAAGUUCUCCACAAAAGAUCGGGAUCAGGACACUGCCAGUGGGAACUGUGCCUCCAGCUACGGGGGCGGGUGGUGGUACUCAGCGUGUUAUUCUGUACGGCUGAACGUGAAGGGGGCCAUAACAUGGGGCAGCCUGUGCAACGGGAACUGCAAAGCUUCUGCCAUCCUCAUCAAACCAUCCCCCUACUGCUAG